This is a messenger RNA of Candida tropicalis MYA-3404, 1350 nucleotides long. RefSeq names its product S10 family peptidase. Gene Ontology annotation, biological process: proteolysis. Gene Ontology annotation, cellular component: fungal-type vacuole. Gene Ontology annotation, molecular function: serine-type carboxypeptidase activity. Lineage: Eukaryota; Fungi; Ascomycota; Pichiomycetes; Serinales; Debaryomycetaceae. The record is from RefSeq and is a predicted model, not a curated record. Bases 1 to 1350 code for a protein of 449 amino acids. The transcript has a single exon.
AUGAAUUUGUUGUUGACAAUAUUGAUUUUAUCCAACACUUUAGCCACUCAAGUACCAUUCCAUAAGGAUGAUAAGUAUUCAAUUACAGCAUCUGUGAAAUUCCCCGAAUUUUCCUUAUCUUCUCGAACAUCUGUAUCUUCAUUAGGUCUCGACUCUGUUAAUCAAUCAACAGGGUAUUUAUCCCACCUUCACCAUAAUUUCUUUUAUUGGUUCUUUGAAAGUAGAAAUGAUCCAAAAAAUGAUCCAAUUAUAUUAUGGUUAACUGGUGGUCCCCAUUGUUCAUCAUCAUAUGGAUUAUUUUUUGAAUUGGGUCCUUCAUCAAUUGGUUUUGAUUUAAAGCCAAAUUAUAAUCCUUACUCAUGGAACUCCAAUGCUUCUGUGAUUUUUUUAGAUCAACCUACUUAUACUGGAUUCUCCUAUGGUGGCGCUCCAACUCUUACCUCCAAUCAAGCAAUGUAUUUUGUUUACGUUUUCAUAGAAUUGUUUUUUCAAAAGAACCCACAGUUCUUGAAAAAUGAGUUUCAUAUCGCUGGUGAAUCUUAUGCUGGACAUUAUAUUCCAAAUUUACUGCAUGAAAUAUUGUGUCAUGAGGAUAGACUGUUUAAUAUAAGUUCAGUAUUAAUUGGAAAUGGGAUAAUUGAUCCAUUGAUCCAAAUUGGAUCCUACAAGAAAAUGGCCUGUGGAGAAGCAGGACACCCAGCAUUACUCAGUGAAGAAGAUUGUCAAUAUAUGGAAGAUAAAUAUAUCACUUUUAAAAAAUAUGAUCAGCUAUGUUAUGAUUAUGGAGAUUUAUUAUCAUGUGUCAUUGCAAGACAAUUGGGUCAGGAAGUUGGCAAACCAUUUUAUAAACUAGGUUUGAAUCCAUAUGAUAUUAGAAAAACAUGCAUAGCAAACACAUCCGAUUGUUAUUUGGAAUCACAACCUAUAGAUAAAUAUUUAAAUUUGCCUGAAGUCCAAGAAGCAAUUGGUGUGGAAAACAUAAAAUUUGUUAUGUGUCAUGAUGACUAUAAUCUAGGAUUUGAAAUCACUGGUGAUAAUAUGCGCCCUCUGCAACAAUAUCUACGAGAGUUAUUGGAAAAGGACAUCCCUGUGUUGAUAUAUUCUGGUGAUAAAGAUUAUGUUUGCUCAUGGAUUGGGUUAUUAGAAGUUGUAGAUUCAUUAGGCUAUAAAGAUUUUGAACUUCAACCCAUGAAGAAAUGGAUCACGGAAAACGGGGCUGUUGCUGGAGAAAUUAAGAAAUUAGAGAAAUUGACAUUUAUCAGAGUAUAUGAUGCAGGCCAUAUGGUUCCAUUUGAUCAGCCUGAAAAUUCAUUAGACUUGAUCAAUAGAUGGAUAGGAAAUAAAUUCUAG